AACAAAAAAAAAAAAAACUCAAAAGUCACAGUCGGGAAAGAGUCUCUUUCCUCUUCCAAAAACCCUCCCCUCCUUUUUCCCGCCAACUACCCUUUUUUUCGCUGUGAAAAUCUCUCAUUAGAACGGCCAUGGUUACUUCCAGAGAUGUUCAAGAGAUCGUAUCCAAGCUCUCCUCCGAUAAAGCUAAAGCUCGAGAGGAAGGAAUAAAGUUGUUGAAUAUGUGGUUAGAGGGAGAAAGAUCAAUCGGAUUUUGUAAAUUUUUUGGACAGAAUACUGCAAAACUUAAACCAAAUGAAAUUCCUCAGUCUGAAACAUGGCCAUUUCUUAUUAAAUUGCUUGCACAGUGUGUGUCAUUGGAGAUAUCAACAAGCAAGCGCCGGCCACCUAAGUUAACUUUUGCAAAAACUCUUCGAAUUGUCAUUCAACGUGCAGAAGAUACUAAGUUUUCAGGAAACAUGCUUCCUUUGUUGUCCGUGGUUAAAACACUUUUUAGUCACAUAUGGGAUGUGCUAAACAAUGUUCCAAGCUUUCAAUCAGAAUAUGGGAUUAUAUUACGACAUCUUUUGGUGGUCAGAGACUACCGAUUUCAUAUGAGGAAGCACAUUUACUCCUGUUUUAUCAUUUGCUACAUGGAAAAGGUGGAAACAACCUUGACUGAGAAAAGUAACACUCAAUGUAGUCAGAAAGAGGAAAUCUUUCGCAGCAUUCUAACGCUUCAAGCUCUUCUAGAAAAUCCUCCUGGAGAUUUCCCAGAUAACCUUAGGGAAGACAUUGUGAAGGGGUUUGUUAAGAUAUUUUCUUAUAUAAGAGAUGAGGGAAAAGUUUCACGCAAGCUAAUUGAGUGUAUUAACACAUAUUUGUUGAAGGAUGGUCCAAAUUUGAGCAGUCAAUCCUUAGAGAUCCAUAAUGCAAUACAGCAAUUUGUUUUUCAUUGUUGGCUGAUAACUCAUGAUAAGGGUCUUAAGGAUGCACUUGUUCACUAUGCAAGGUUGCAGCUACAUUUAAUUAGAGGUGUAAAUGAUGGGAGUUUCUUGGUUGAACAACUCUUGGACGUCAUAUGUAAGGAACUAGAUCAAAGCAAUUUAUCUAUUCCUGUUACUUCUUGGAGUGAUGGAGCCAAGGAUGAGAAGUUUGGAACCUUGAGUAGUUCGCAGUACAAUUUGGUGGAGCUUGCGGCACUAGUAUUAUAUCGGGCAUGUGCCAAUAAAAGCAGAGCAACAUCAAAUGAAAAACGAGUUAAAAGGGAGAGUACCGCUGCCCGUCUAAAGGAGGCACUUAUGAAAGGAAAAUGGUUAUGGAAUGUGGCAUUUUGUUAUCUCAUUCAUAACUACUACACUCGCAUUAGUAAGGAUCUUCUUGUCUACUGGUUUGAAGGCAUUUGUUCGAGCUUUGAAAGAAUUUUGAAUGAUGCAAAUAUGGGGCAUGCUUAUGAUGGUUUGCUGUGGACUUUGCGGAGUCUGCAGGAACUUUCUUCUGUAGCACUGCUUUCAGAUGCUCAAGUGGAGAUUUCAUUGAGGUCAUCUUUUUCCUCAAAAGAGUUUGAUUGUGGUUGGCAAUUAAUAUGGAGCCAUCUUAUGCAUGCAUUGCCAACAUUUAGCAAUGUAACCCCUGUAGUUGAUGCUGCUCUGGCGCUCCUUGGAAGCAUUAUUUCAAAUGAUUUAACAAACACAUGUGUUGUGCCCCAUGAUAUAUGGGAUCUUCAGUUAUUCAAAGGAAUGCCGUCAUUGUUUGCUCUGUACUUCAUUGCAUGUUAUUUUUCUCGGAACGGUUCUCAAGGUGACCUUCGAGACAUUUUACAUCUCCGGAAGUAUCUCUUAAGAGCAACUUUGGGCUCUCUCAACUGGAACGAGUCUUCCUUACUAAACGACCGCAUGGUAUUAUUGUUACCAGCAGCUGUUUAUGCUCUUUGUGCUGGUUGUGAGCAUUUUACUCAUUGUUAUGAAGAAAUUCUCCAGUUAAACUCUUUUGUGGAUACUACCGAGGUUGCAGAUGAUUGGAUCAAGAUUGAUGAAUAUGAUCAUGAAAGGCAGCUUGAAAAUUUUGAAUGCUCUGUUGAGGUUCUUGCAAAUAUUGAUUUGGAUUCAAAUGUUCAGAUUUCCCCAUCUCAAUUCCAUCAAAGUGUAUGUCUUCCUCGACAGUUGAGAGAGCCACUUCUGCAUGAAAUGGAGGCCCAUAUUUUGGGUGUUUUAGCAGAUCACAAGGCUGAAAAGAAGCCUCCGUCUGAUGUCUUCAUCAUAUGUGCUUUACUAUCCAAUUUAAUAUAUGGAUUAUAUUUAACAAGGGAAAGAGAAGAAGUUUCGCCAUUUCUCUCAAAAUUGGGCCAUUGUUUGUUAGAACUGUUGAAUUAUGCUGUUAAUGUAAUUGAAAAAAACAAUAAUGACUUAAGAUCUCUUGGAUUUUUGGGCUUUACCUCUGGCUUUAACCAAAAAGGUGCUGUUGUUGCUUCAUUUAGAAGCUUCGUUCUUUGCCCCCUUUUCACCCAAAGGAAAGAUCAAGAUGCUCUGGAUGUUGAACUUUAUGAUGCUGUAAAAAAAUCCUUGGAAAGGCUUCUGAAGGCAUUUGCUAAACUGUAUGAUGAAUAUACUAAAUUCGUAAGUAACCUUCAGUCUGAGAUGCUCUCAUCAGAUUCUUCUGGAUCUGAUUCUUCUGUACAAAUUUCAAACCAUAUGGAUAGCAAUAAAGGUAGGAUCAUGGACAUGGAGUUGGAUGUGAAUGAGGAUGCUAAAGAUGUAGAUAUUCUGACAUCUGGGGGAAAAAUUCCCGCUGCUGGAGCGUUCUCUGCAGUGAAGUGGAAGUUGGGUAUGGUAUCACUAAUGUCAAGUUUCUUCUCAGUCUUGCACAGAAAAACAUGGGAUGUCCUGUUCAACCUCAUGGAGAAAGAACUUGACUUGAAGGUGUACGAGAAUAUUUUGUGGAAUCUUUGUCGACAUCUUCACUCGUUAUCUUCUUCAAAGCUUGCAGAUCUGGUCAAUUUAAUAAAUAACAGGAUCAGAAUGCAAGUUAGUCUGAAGCUUGAUAGUUUUAAUGUUCUAGCUGCAAUUUCUUGUUUGCUUGAUACCCUACUAUCUUUGGACAUCGGAAAGGAUAAAUAUGGUGCCCUAGCUUUGGAAGAAAGAGAAGCUAAACAGUCCUUGACAUAUCUUGGGGAGCUGGUGAACAAAGUUGCGGAAUUUGAUUUUCUUGACUGGUUUGGUCGAGUCAAAUUGAUUGACUGCAUUUGCAAUUUUAUUUUACUCAGUCCCGAGAUUGGUCAGACAAUGAUUGAAAAGCUACUUUUGAUGCUUCAAGAUCCUGAUUAUCGAGUUAGGUUCUUUCUAAGUAGACGAAUUGGUGUUCUAUUCCAGACCUGGGAUGGCCAUGGAGAGCUCUUCCAUGAUAUUUGUUCCAACUUUGGUGUUGAGUUGGUGUUUUACUCAAAAGAAAAACUUGUUACAGCUAGGGAAGUCCUUGCCGCUGGUCCACAACCUUGUCCAAGAGUUGAAACUGUUAUUAUUACCCUUAUGCAACUUGCUUUGCAUAGUGAGAAAAUUGAAUUAGAGGCUGUUUUCAUGAUGUGUGCAGUUUCUGCCAUUGAUCCUAGUCAGAGGGAAUUGGUUACUGCAGCACUCGAUAAUCUAUCAAGAAACCUACAGUAUAUCUCGAGAAUGAUGUACUUGGAAGAACUCAUUGGAUCCAUUCUCUUUUGCUGGGUUGCUUGUGGUGUCAGCAUAGCUGCUCUUGUGGAGAUACGACAACUUUUUGUAUCAGAUGCUGAACCUAGUUAUUUCCUGCCAUAUUGUUUCAAUUGGCUUCUUCCAGCUCUAGUUCUUCAUGAGGACAACUCUAACCUGAAUUGGGUUGCUAAGAUUGCUGGCCAACCUUUGCCUGAUAUGGUUAAAGAUCAUUUUGUGCCAAUUUUUUCAGUUUGUAUGACACUGCAUUGCAGUAAGAGCUCUGGGUGUGAGAAGGGAGCAGUGGUGCUUCGGAAUUCUAUUUUGCAUUUGGCUGAGAUUUCUGAGAAUGAAAGAGAUAAACUCAUCAAGAAAAAUAUGGUGUCUAUCGUCAGCCAUAUACUUUCUCUUGCAUCUUGUGCAUCAGAUCCUAUAAUUCCCUUUUUCUCCAGGGAUAAUGUUGUCUGCGCAAUCCAAACAGUUGUUGAUGGAUUUUUGGAAAUGGAGGAUGGCCAUGCAAGUGUUAGUGUUAUUGAUAAGAUUAACAUUUUUCGCCCUGACAGAGUUUUCAUGUUUAUCAUAGAAAUGCAUUACAAGAUUGCUGCAGCAAUUCAUCACAGGCACAGAUGCCAUCGGUUAGCUGCAGUAGAGGUGCUUAUAAACGUUCUUGGACAUAGAGCUGCUCUGUCAAGUACUUCCAAUUAUCUUUUCAAUUUGAUUGGGCAAUUUAUUGGUUGUCAUGCUUUACAAGAUCAAUGCUGUCGGAUAAUUUCUGCCUUACUCAAAUCUUUUAAAAGUAACCCAUCUAAGGAAAUUGUUGGUGUGCUUGGUGAACAACUCCAGUUUUUGGUGUCUAAGUUGGUGGCAUGCUACAUUCCUCUUGAAGCUGAUGGGCAAUCUUCUGCAUCUGGAUCAUCUCAAGUUUUAUCUUUGCUCCUUGAGCUAACAGUGGAUUCUGAUUCAUUGCUUUAUGAUUAUAUAAGAGAACUGGAACCCUUUCCUGAAAUAGAUAUCUUUGAAGGAAUAAGAAAUUUCCAUCAGGAUUUGUGCCGAGUGUAUUCUCCAAGAGACCACUUAUUAAAGUUUGUGAAGAGAUCUUGCUACCUUCCGCCAAGAUUACUUUCAUGGAGUCUACAAUCACUGCACAAGAAACUACUCGCAGGGGAAACAUUUCAAGAGGGAAAGACUACUGAAGAAUUUGUGGAUGCCACUUAUUGGCAUGGUGACCAGGAAAUUGUCCAUGCAGUUUGGACACUUGUACGCAUGUGUGCCGCAGAUGAUGCAAAUAGGAUUAGAGGAUUGGUGUCUGAUUUUAUAUCCAGGGUUGGCAUUGGAGAUCCACACUCUGUUGUUUUUCGUCUCCCUGGGGACUCUAACCACAUGCAUGUUUGUGGGCCCAUUAGUCAUAAUGGUGUCUCUGAAAUAAAUUUUUCCAUGGAUACUGGCAUAUCUGAAGAGCUUCUAAUUGCACUUUUGAAAGUUUUGAAGAAAUAUCUAAUGGAUGAUUCUGUUAAAAUAGUUGAUAUAACGUCACAAACUCUUCGGGGAAUACUGUCAACUGAAAGGGGUCAAAAAGCUAUGUUGUCCUUCGAUUCUUAUGAAAGAUCUCUUAUUGAGGUUCACUCCAAAGGCAUUAACCUUGAGCUGGUGGAAAAGUUUUUGAUGGAUCUCGAAAAGAAGUUCAGAGUUAUGCCAGCUGAAGACAUUUCUCUGGAGAAGUCUACCACCUGGGUGACACAUGGUAAAACUUUUGAGACGUGGAUAUGUCCUCUUGUAUACUUAUUGAUUGGCUACUGCAAUGAUGUGAUCAUAAGAUUAUGUCAGGAUGUUGCACUGCUGAAAACUGAAGUUGCAGAGCUUCUGUUGCCCAGUGUUGUUGUCAAUUUAGCUUCCAAAAAGGAUAUUGAUGUGGACAUUCAGAAGUUGAUAUCUUGUCAGGUUCAGGAGCAUAUAUUUGUGGCGUCUAAUAAGUUGAUAAAAUCGAUUCAAGUUUGGUUAAAUGCCCUUAAUGAACUUCGGUUGUGUUACGUUCUAGAGAGAUCUUCUUCAGGGCCAUUACGGAGGGAAAGUUCUAAGCAUGCUAAACCCUGUAGUUAUAGCUCAAGAUCCCAUUCCUCCACUUUGAAAACUAGAGAUUCAGCAGCUAGAUUGAGCGCAAUCGCCAUGUCAACAUCUUCAUGGGACAAGGUGUAUUGGCUUUCUAUCAAUUAUCUCAUUGUUGCUAGGUCUGCUAUUAUUUGUGGCUCAUACUUUACGUCCAUGAUGUAUGUGGAGUAUUGGUGUGAAGAACACUUCCAAAGCCUCACCCUUGGGAGCCCUGAUUUUUCAAAUCUUGAGAUGUUACCGCAGCACAUUGAAAUUCUUAUGUCGGCAAUUACUCAAAUCAACGAACCUGACAGCUUAUACGGGGUUAUCCAGUCACAUACACUGACCUCCCAAAUAAUUACCUUCGAGCAUGAAGGAAAUUGGAACAAGGCCCUUGAAUAUUAUGACUUACAAGUGCGAUCUGAAGCCACAGCUUAUGUGGUGGGGGGCAACUCCACAACUUUGUCAUUGGCAGAGACCCAAUCAUUAUCUCAUUCUUCCCUUUCCACAUUAGAAGAUGAGACAAAGAGGAAACCUUAUAAAGGGCUGAUUAGAUCUUUGCAGCAAAUUGGUUGUAGGCAUGUGCUGGAUCUGUAUUGCCAGGGAUUAACUUCUGGGAAGGGUCAGUUUCAGCAGGAUUUAGAGUUCAAGGAAUUGCAGUAUGAGGCUGCUUGGCGUACAGGAAACUGGGAUUUCUCUUUACUUUAUACAGUAGCUAGUUCUCAUUCUUCAGGUCAACAUACUAAAACUCAUCAUUUCAACGAAAAUUUGCAUAGUUGUCUGAGAGCUUUACAGGAGGGAGAUUCUGAUGAAUUUCACAGAAAGUUGAAGGAUUCGAAAGAGGAGCUUGUCUGGUCUGUUUCUCAUGCAAGUGAGGAGAGCACUGAGUUUAUCUACUCAACAAUAAUAAAGUUUCAGAUCCUGUAUCAUCUUGGCAUAGCAUGGGAUAUACGUUGGCCAACAUCUUCAUAUGAAGGAAUAAAACUCCAGAAACAUAAGCAGAAAAUGUUUUCAGUUCCUGUAAUCCCUACAAUGGAUCAGUUGUCGUGGCUGAAUAAGGACUGGAGUUCCAUGUUGAAAAAAUCACAGUUACAUAUGAAUUUGUUAGAGCCAUUUAUUGCAUUUAGACGAGUUCUACUUCAAAUCUUGAAUUGUGACAACUGUACAAUGCAACAUCUUUUGCAGUCUGCAUCCACACUUCGUAAGGGCUCUAGGUUUUCUCAAGCUGCUGCAGCUUUGCAUGAAUUUAAGUUUCUUUGUGGGGGAACUGGAGAACAUGGUUUAACUCCAUAUUGGCUUGGAAGGCUUGAAGAAGCAAAGCUGUUGCGUGCCCAAGGUCAGCAUGAGAUGGCCAUCAGCCUUGGAAAUUAUGUCUUAGAAGCUUAUCAGCUGAAUGAGGAAGCUUCAGAUGUAUAUCGAUUGGUCGGAAAGUGGCUGGCAGAAACUAGAUCUAGCAACUCAAGAACUAUUUUCGAGAAGUAUUUGAAACCUGCAGUGUCACUUGCUGAGAGUCACAAGACUGCCGACAAGAAGUCCGCAGAAAGACAAAGCCAGACUCAUUUCCACCUUGCACAUUAUGCUGAUGCACUGUUCAGAAGUUAUGAGGAAAGACUUAACUCCAAUGAAUGGCAAGCAGCAAUGCGUCUAAGAAAACAUAAGACAAUGGAGCUAGAAGCCCUUAUUAGGCGGCUAAAAGGUUCAACGAAGGGGGAUCAAAUUGACUACUCAGAGAAAAUAAAAGAGUUGCAAAAGCAACUUGCAAUGGACAAGGAAGAAGCACAAAAAUUGCAGGAUGACCGGGACAUUUUUCUCAGCCUAGCUUUGGAGGGAUAUAAACGUUGCUUGGUCAUAGGUGACAAAUACGACGUAAGAGUGGUGUUUCGACUUGUAUCGCUAUGGUUCAGUCCUUCAUCUAGACCAGAUGUCAUUAAUAACAUGCUUAAAACGAUUGGUGAGGUUCAGACUUAUAAAUUUGUACCAUUGGUGUACCAAAUUGCUUCAAGAAUGGGAAGCAUAAAGGAUGGAAUUGGGCCUAAUAAUAUUCAGUUUGCCUUGGUUUCUCUUGUGAAGAAAAUGGCCAUUGAUCAUCCGUACCAUACAAUCUUCCUGCUUCUAGCACUUGCAAAUGGUGAUCGUAUCAAGGACAAACAAGGUAGGAGGAACUCAUUUGUUGUGGAUAGAGAUAAAAAGCUUGCAGCAGAAAAUCUCUUAGGAGAGUUAUCAGCAUAUCAUGGGCCUGUUAUUAUACAGAUGAAACAAAUGGUGGAGAUCUACAUCAAGCUUGCAGAACUUGACACAAGGAGAGAGGACUCUGGUAAAAAGGCAUCACUGCCUAGAGAUAUUCGCAGUGUACGACAGCUGGAACUUGUACCUGUAGUGACAGCCAGCUUUCCAGUUGAUCAUAGUUGUCAAUAUCCUGAAGGCUCUUUCCCACAUUUCAGAGGAUUUGCUGAUUCGGUUAUGGUAAUGAAUGGCAUAAAUGUUCCAAAAAUGGUUGAAUGCCUGGGUUCUGAUGGUCGCAGAUAUAAGCAACUAGCAAAAUCUGGAAACGAUGACCUGCGACAAGAUGCUGUUAUGGAACAAUUUUUUGGACUAGUCAAUACUUUCCUACAGAAUCACCGCGAUACAUGGAAAAGGAGAUUAGUCAUACGUACUUACAAGGUUGUUCCUUUCACUCCAAGUGCUGGUGUUAUUGAAUGGGUUGAUGGCACUCUUCCUCUCGGAGAGUAUCUUACAGGAAGCAACAGAAAUGGAGGUGCACAUGGCUGCUAUGGAAUUGGAGACUGGUCAUUUUUAAAAUGCCGAGCACACAUGUCAAAUGAAAGAGAUAAGCGCAAAGCCUUCCGGGAAGUUUGUGAUAAUUUCAGACCUGUCAUGCAUUACUUUUUUCUAGAAAGAUUUCCGCAACCAGCCGACUGGUUUGAGAAGAGACUAGCUUACACACGAAGUGUGGCAGCUAGUUCAAUGGUGGGUUAUAUUGUUGGCCUUGGAGAUAGACACACUAUGAAUAUUUUAAUUGAUCAAGCCACAGCACAAGUUGUUCACAUUGAUCUUGGUGUUGCUUUUGAACAAGGCUUGAUGCUCAAGACUCCAGAACGGGUUCCAUUCAGGCUGACAAGAGACAUCAUUGAUGGCAUGGGUGUAGCUGGAGUGGAAGGUAUUUUCAGAAGAUGUUGUGAAGAAACUCUCUCAGUAAUGCGGACAAAUAAAGAAGCCCUACUGACCAUUAUUGAGGUUUUCAUCCAUGAUCCUCUUUAUAAGUGGGCUUUAUCACCCCUAAAGGCUUUGCAGCGUCAAAAGGAUAACGAUGAUGAUUUGGAUACAAGCUUGGAAGGUGCCCAAGAUGAGUAUGAAGGUAAUAAGGAUGCUGCACGUGCUCUCCUGCGUGUCAAACAAAAAUUAGAUGGGUAUGAAGAAGGUGAGAUGAGAAGUGUACAUGGACAGGUUCAACAACUAAUUCAAGAUGCCAUUGAUCCUGAGAGAUUGUGUCAGAUGUUUCCGGGAUGGGGAGCUUGGAUGUAAAUCAUAUACCCGUUCCACCCAAUCAUGUUUGUACAGUCGGCUUUCUAUUUGUUAUUAUAAAAAGUGCAUGUUGAGGUUUCAGGGUUGCGCGUUGUGUUGUCUGUAUAGUGAAUUGUAUCGUACAGAAAAUUCCCCUUUUGUCUUUUAUGUGUUUCCUGGUUUGGUGGAUAUGCAGAAGCUGGGGCUUAGCCCACCCGGCAACCCCUAAGUGGGGUGGGUGAACCGUCCGGCUAAGCCCAAGAUGCCAGGUUCAUAGAGGAAAAUUUUUGAAGAUUGGCUUGGAGUAGGGACCAAGAAUAAAUGCAAGGGUUUAUAUUUGUGUACUGA
This is a messenger RNA of Theobroma cacao (cacao), 9584 nucleotides long. RefSeq names its product Serine/Threonine-kinase ATM-like protein (gene ATM). The record is from RefSeq and is a predicted model, not a curated record. Gene Ontology annotation, molecular function: protein binding; protein serine/threonine kinase activity. Gene Ontology annotation, biological process: DNA repair. Lineage: Eukaryota; Viridiplantae; Streptophyta; Magnoliopsida; Malvales; Malvaceae.